AUGGUAUCUAGGGUCUAUGAUAAUACAAUGUGUACAGUAUGUCUAGUAGUUGUUUCUCUUUAGGUCAGCCUUGAUUCUGUAGAUCCAGUCAACAAAGCUGAGACCGUAAUAGUUUUAUGCUUUAUUCUAACACUGUGUAUUUCAAACUGUAUUAUUUAGCAUUUCAUUUUAAGAAAUCUCAUGUGUAGUAAAGAAAACCUAGCUGUGUUUUCUUUUAUGUAUGGUGACUCUAUAGAAGGCUCCCUCUUUGGCAUAUAAUAUAUUAGGAGGCAAGUAGUUAAUAUAUUCUUUCUAUUAUCUGUGGCCUGGAUGAGAGAUGAUCUGUGUUAAAUCAGUUUUAAUAGCUAGAUUUAUAUUUUCCCUCCAGGAUGUUUUUGUCAUUGAUACAAAGAAUGAAAUCAUUGUUUGGAUUGGUCUUGAUUCUUCAACUACAGAAAAGAAUAACGCCAUGACCUAUGCUCAUGAUUACCUGAUGAACAAACCCAACAGCCAGCUGCCAGUCAUCCGCCUGCUGGAAGGUAAAGAUAACUGCAAGCUAAUAUUAGCUAUUGCUGCCUAAAUCAACACAGAUUGAUCCAUAUCCUGUCAAUAUGGAAAGAACCUUUUCUAUUUUUUAUUAUUUUCAGUAUUUUACAUAUUAUACCCACCCCCAACCUUUCUUUUACCCUUUUAAAAUUCACAAUUUUAUAUAGUACCCCAGAACACUAACAUCAGAAAUGCCUUCUUUUAUAUAUAACCAGCAUUGUGUGCUUCUUGUUACUGCUAACCACUUUACUCUAGCAUCAGAUGUAUUUCCAGCUAGAUUUACUGGGACCAGCAACAAGCUGAACUUAGAGAUUCAGCAUAAUGCCCCAAGAAAUGUCAGAGCAACUGUAUUUACAUUUGCAUGUCCUCUUUUAAUACCAACUGCUCAGCCAUGCAGUGAGAAUAAAUGUAAGCUAAAUUUUCAGAUAGAGACCCCCAGACAGAACAUUCACACACACAUAUAUAUACUGCUCCAUUAAUAGUAGAAUCAUUAUUUUAAAAAAUAGUUCACCAUGAAGCCGUUUACUCAACAUAGGGAAAUUGAACACCUAUUUUGUAUAUCUCUAUCUACUUCUGAAGAGAUUCAGCUUUCACGUAAUUUUUAAUUUAAUUGAUUAAUUUUCUGAUGGUCUGAACUGAAACAGCUGUUAGUGAUGUUUGUCAAUUUUUUA
Messenger RNA from Octopus sinensis (East Asian common octopus), 1196 nucleotides. Its product is annotated as gelsolin-like protein 2. The transcript has 2 exons. Gene Ontology annotation, molecular function: actin filament binding. The record is from RefSeq and is a predicted model, not a curated record. NCBI's taxonomy places the organism in Eukaryota, Metazoa, Mollusca, Cephalopoda, Octopoda, Octopodidae. Bases 317 to 559 code for a protein of 80 amino acids.